GUUUUACCCGUAAAAAGUUUCUAGGCAAAGUUAAAUUUCCAUGACUUCUAGCUUCCUUAUAAAACCCCAGUCAAUAAAAAAUUCAUCUCACUCUUCCUUCUCUUGACCACUAACACUCUGGCGGAGCGAAAAUAGAGAAACUAUUUGUGCCCUCUUUCUGCUUCAAGAUCAGAAAACCUUUCGAUCCUAGUUCCAAUUCCAAGCAAGAAACAAUGGCUGACGCUGCUAUCAGUGCUACUGUUAAGGUCGUCCUGGAGACGGUCAUUUCCAUUGCCGCGGACCGUGUUGGUAUGGUUCUCGGGGUCAAAGCAGAGUUGGAGAGACUAAGCAACACUGCUGCAACGAUCCGAGGUUUCUUGGCUGAUGCUGACGAAAAUGCAUAGCCCAGGGGUGCGAGAUUGGCUCAAGAAGCUAGAGGAUGAGGUUUUUAAAGCUGAUACCGUGCUGGACGAGCUCAACUACGACAAUCUUCGUCGGGAGGUGAAGUACCGAAAUCAACUCACCAAGAAGAAGGUAUGCUUCUUCUUCUCCUUCUUUAAUGCAAUUGGCUUUAGUUCCAGCUUGGCUUCAAGAUCCGGGACAUCAACACCAACUUCAAAAGGAUCAACCAGCAAGCCAAUGACUUGGGAUUGGUAACCAAGUACCAAAUUGAAGCUGCACUCCCUGCUGAUGCCGCUGGUGCCACGACAAGCAGACAGACCGACUCUAUCAUUCUUCCAAACGUUGUAGGAAGAUCCGGCGAUGAGUCAAAGAUAGUGGGGAUGCUGUUGACCCCAUCUGAAAGAGUUGUCUCAGUUAUUCCCAUUACAGGCAUGGGUGGUCUGGGCAAAACAACUCUUGCUAAAUCAGUCUACAACAAUACAAAAAUUGAUGAGAAUUUUGGCAUAAAGAGUUGGGUUUGUGUGGCUAGAAAAAUUGAUAUAGUGGAGCUGUUUAAAUUGAUUUUAAAUCGUUGACAAGAACGAAGGUUGAAGUGGAUGAUAGGGAAGCCAUAGUUCAGGAAAUUCGAGGAAAACUUGGGGAAAAAAGAUUUCUCCUUGUUCUUGAUGAUGUAUGGAAUUGUGAACCGGGAUUGUGGAGUGACUUCUUCGCCACAUUGUUGGGACUCAGUACAACUAAAGGAAGCUGGUGUAUUCUCACUACUCGUCUACAACCAGUGGCUAAUGCUGUGCUUAGGCAUUUGCAAAUGAAUGGUGGUCCUUAUUUCUUAGGAAAGCUAUCAGGUGAUGAGUGCUGGUCCAUCAUAAAAAGAAAGGUGCUCGCAAGGGAAGAGAAGUAACAAAAGAAUUGGAAGCAAUACAGGAGCAAAUUUUAAGGAGAUGCGAUGGCCUACCCUUGGCGGCAAGUUUGAUUGGUGGCUUGUUUAACAACAGAAGAGAGAAGUGGCACUCCAUUGUGCAGGAGAGUCUUUUGAAUGAAUAUCAAAGCCAAAUUAAUCAAAUACUUAAGGUGAGCUUUGAUCAUUUAUCACCUCCAUCAGUUAAGAAAUGUUUUGCAUAUUGCUCGAUUUUUCCCCAGGACACUGAAUUGGGAGAAGAUGAACUAAUUGAGCACUGGGUUGCUGAAGGUUUUGUUCUACCGGAUCAGAAAAACACAAGAAUGAUGGAGGAAACAGGAGGCGAGUAUUUGAGGAUUUUGUUACAAAAUUCCUUACUGGAAAAAGUCCAAGACAAGUUGAGGACAUACUAUAAAAUGCACGAUCUCGUGCAUGAUUUUGCAAAAUCAAUUCUCAAUCCAGAAAGCAGCAAUCAAGAUCGAUAUCUUGCAUUGAACUCUUCUGAAGGUUUGGUAGAAAAAACCACAAUGACAAUACCAGCAUCAAUUCGUACGUUAUUUCUCCAUCUAGAGGAUGGCAUAUCUGCUGGCAUGCUUUUAAGAUUCAAGUACUUGCAUGUUCUCAGAUUGUCUGGCAAUGAUGUCGUGUUUCUACCGAGCUCCAUUGGCAAACUAUUACAUUUGCGGUUGCUCGACAUUUCAUCUUCUCGAAUCAAAAGUUUGCCAGAAUCUCUUUGCAAGCUAUAUAAUUUGCAGACACUAACGAUUCGAAAUAAUGCACUUGGAGAAGGUUUUCCAAAACGGAUGAAUGAUUUGAUUAGCUUGAGGCAUCUAAACUACUAUCAUCAUCGUGCAAAAUUUAAAAUGCCGAUGCAAAUGGGACAAUUGACUUGUCUUCAAACUCUGAAGUUCUUUAAUGUAAGUCAAGAGAAGGGUUGUGGCAUCGAAGAGCUUGGGACCUUGAAAUAUCUUAGAGGAUCAUUGGAGAUAAGAAAUCUUGGACUAGUAGAGGGAAAAGAUGCAGCUAAACAAGCAAAAUUGUUCGAAAAGCCAAAUCUGUCUCGCUUAAGGUUGGACUUUAGACGGAAGAGGGGGCAUCGGAAAAGCGAUAACUGUGAUGAGGAUGUGUUCGAAGGUCUCCAACCUCACCCAAAUUUGCAAAAGUUGGAAAUUCGAUAUUUUAUGGGUACUAAAUUUUCGCAAUGGCUUAUCAAUUUGCCAAAAUUGGUGGAGUUGUGGAUAGAAGAUUGCAAGAGAUGCAGUGAACUCCCCUCAUUAGGACAACUACCAUCCCUCAAACGUCUCUAUUUGAACAAACUAGAAAACAUUCGAUCUAUUGGAGAUGAAUUCUAUGGUAUUACUACUAAUGAGGAGGGGGAGGAGAAGGGCAGAUCACGAGCAUCAGGGAGCAGCACUAGAAGACGAAAAUUCUUUCCGGCCCUUGAAGAACUCCGUGUAGCAUAUAUGAAGAAUUUGGUAGAGUGGAAGGAUGCAGACCAAGUGAGGUCAACAAUAGCCGAAGAAGCAGCAGAUGUCUUUCCCAUGCUGAUGGAUUUGAGCAUUCAACAUUGCCCCCAACUGACCACUCUCCCGUGCUCAUGCAAAAUUCUAGACGUGCAAUAUUGCCGCAAUCUAACAAGUAUAAAAACGGGUUACGGCACUGCUUCUGUUGAGAAGUUGAAGAUUGGCUGUUGCAACAAUCUUAGGGAGCUGCCAGAAGAUGUGUUUGGAUCGAGUUUGCAGCGGCUGAGCAUCGAAAGUUGCCCAAGAUUAAUUAGUCUGGGAGUAAAUGGGAAGAAAUGCCCACUACCAUGUCUUGAACGAUUGAGUAUUCAAUAUUGCUACGGGUUGACCACUAUAUCCGACAAAAUGUUCGAGUCAUGCCAGUCUCUGAGGUCCCUGUCGGUGGAGUGUUGCCCCAAUCUGGUGUCAUUUUCGCUUAAUUUGCAGGAGACGCCUUCUCUCGAGGAUUUCGCCCUGCUCAACUGUCCCAAAUUGAUCCCUCACAGGUUCAAUGGAUUUGCUUUUGCCACCAGCUUAAGAAAUUUGUGGAUCGGUCCCUUCUCCUCAGAUGACUCCUCAAUCGAUGGUUUUGACUGGUCUGGUUUAAGAUCUGCAUCAACACUGUGUAAGGUUCACUUAGAAGGGUUAUGUCACUCGGAUUCCCUGCCACACCAGCUUCAAUACUUGACUACCCUCACUUCACUAAACCUGAAGAACUUUGGACGAAUAGAAGUGCUACCUGAUUGGAUUGGAAACCUUGUGUCCCUUGAAACCCUACAGCUAUCGAAUUGCGAAAAGCUUCGAUGUUUACCGUCUGAGGCUGCCAUGAGACGACUCACAAAGUUAACAAGUGUUGAAGUUCGUCGGUGUCCUCUAUUAAGACAACGAUACACUCCCCAAAGAGGCAUCUACUUGGAGGAGUAGAUUUCAAGUUAUUUUGCCAGCAGCGAGAGCGAACAAGAAGAAGUCGAUGACAAUGAACAAGCAGGCAGAGAUGGUGAACAAAAAAGCAUUGAUAGUGUGCUCAAACAUCAGCUUCAUGGUGUUUCCCAUCGUUGCUGAAGAAGAAGAAGAGCUUAGGAGGCCAUGUUCUCGCUUAAAGGUAGGGAAAAUACAUUAGAGAAGAUUUGAGGAGGCUAUUGAUUACGUAAAUGAGCAGCUUCCUUCAGAUGAUUCCUCUGUUCCAGCUGAUCCGAUCCUAACCUGAAAAAUGCAACAGACAGGAAAGAGGCACAAAUCCCUCCGGAGCUUAUCACUCGAUGUUCAUUUGUUGCAAAAAUGUACAGAGAGGCAGUUUCCACCAGCCGAUGUGGCUCAAAUAUUGGAUUCUGCAAUUACAAGCUUGAAGCCUUGCUGCCCACAAAACCUUCCAGUUUAUACUGAAAUACAGAAGUGCAUGGGAAUUGUCAGGAACCAAAUAUUGGCGCUUAUACCUACUUAGCCAAUAAAACUUGGACGUAUUUCUUUUUCAUAUCUGCAAUGUAGUAAUUGAUUUGAUUGCCAUCUUAGCUUCUAAGGCUACCAUGACAAAGUUUUCUGUUUGUACCCACCAACAUCAAUGCAAUGAAUUAUCACUUCCAUUAUACUUCGAAUAAGGCCAUCUAUGUUCAAA
Coffea arabica (coffee) is the source of this 4390-nucleotide messenger RNA. Its product is annotated as putative disease resistance protein RGA4. Lineage: Eukaryota; Viridiplantae; Streptophyta; Magnoliopsida; Gentianales; Rubiaceae. The record is from RefSeq and is a predicted model, not a curated record. Gene Ontology annotation, molecular function: ADP binding.